Homarus americanus (American lobster) is the source of this 5572-nucleotide messenger RNA. It is a transcript of the gene tim, whose product is annotated as protein timeless-like. The transcript is spliced from 23 exons. Bases 499 to 4734 code for a protein of 1411 amino acids. NCBI's taxonomy places the organism in Eukaryota, Metazoa, Arthropoda, Malacostraca, Decapoda, Nephropidae. Gene Ontology annotation, cellular component: replication fork protection complex. Gene Ontology annotation, molecular function: DNA binding. Gene Ontology annotation, biological process: DNA repair; DNA replication checkpoint signaling; replication fork arrest. The record is from RefSeq and is a predicted model, not a curated record.
ACUCAGCUAGAGCGUCACUUACUUGCUCAAGCCACCAGGUCCAGUGCUACACCUCUCCACUCACUCCUUUAAACACGGUGUCCAAAGCCUCAAGUGUUUUACGGCUCCUGGGAUAACUUAAAGUGUUAAUCGUUCUCCAAUUGUACAGUGUUGGGGGUGUAUUGGACAUCGCAGUGACCUAUCAAGUGCUCAACAAUACUGUGAUUAUAGUGGGACUCAUAAUAACUCACUGACAACUUGACGAGUGCAGUGCAAGUGUAAAUAAAUCACUCAUUUCUCUCUUUAAACUGUCUUUCAUGUUGACCAAAUUGAACCUAAAACUUAUCAUUCAAAAGUAAAUCGUGUUGUGGGAUGUUACUGUUUAUUGUAAAACUGGAGUGAUUGAUAUAAAUUACCAGAUUAAUAGUGUUUCUGGGAACUGUUUGACGAUUUUGGAUUACAAGUUACAGAAGACUUCCUGUAAAGAGCUUCAAUAAUUGCCGCCAGAGAGGAACCACCAUGGAGUGGAUGGUGAUGAAUAUGGAUCGAUUCUUCGCCCCGACCAUCCAAUUAGGAGCUUAUGUGGGUGACGACAAGUACCUCGUGGUGCCCAACUGUCAGACUAAGAUUGAGGAUAUUCUUCAUCGCCUCAACCAAGACAAGGCUCGAUGGCACUACAGGCGCUCCUUGUUCCUCAAUAAGAUCAUCUCCAAGAACCUUUUGCCUAUACUGGUACACAUUAAGGAGGACCGAGGACUGAUUGAGGCAACAGUGAAAGUCCUUCAGGAGUUGAUGACCCCUGUGGAAUGCCUCAUGCCCGCCGAGAUUAUGAGUCGCAACAAUGAGGGUCAUCGAAUUAUCCAUGAGUUGGAAUCAUCCAUCGUAUCGGCCAAGAAACUUUUCCUUGACACUCGCGUCACAAAGUCUAUUAUUGACUUGAUGAGUUCAGUCUUACAGGACUCAAAGAUCUUGAGCCUUCCUGAGUGUGAGCUGAUAAACCAGUGUCUCCUGUUAGUAAGAAACUUGUUACACGUGAGCAACAUCCCAAGUGUUCACCAUAAAACAACCUACAGUUCCCCUGCUGCUGCUAAACAACAGGGAGGAAACGGUCCAGCAAUAAUCACAGAAGACCAGAUCAUGUGGAACUUGUUUGCUCAGCGCUUCGAUAACAUAUUAAUACAGCUGUUGACGUGUGACCAACAGCAUCUGUGGAACAUCACGAUGGUCCAGCUUGUGUCCCUCAUGUACCGGGAGCAGCAGCAGGGGACGAUACGGAAGCUGAUUAACGAAUGGCUGGAGUCGUCCCUAUCAGAGAGCUCGGAAGACGACGAAAAUAACCCCAUGUCGUCCUCGUCUUCGGAUGCCAUCUCCACGUCAGAUCCGGUCUCCGAUUCCUCCGAGAGACUCUCGCCGGUGGACGGCAUGGUCAAGGUGGAGAAAGACCGCGACAAGAUAGUACAAAUGAAUGAAAACUCAGACACUUCACGAGAGACCCGGAGAAAAAUGGAUAAGGAGGACAGCAGUAAAGACAGUGGGUUUGGUAGAUCAGGGUCCAACAUGGACUCCUCCCCUGAUGAAGGUGCAUCUGAAGACACCACUAGAGACUCCCCACUACACAAACAACAACACAGAGAUAACCGGAAUAAUACAAAGUUAAGGUACCCACAGUCGUCCACUAAGGGGUCUGCGAGGCAGACAUUGACUGGGCAAAGUUUUGUGUCUCAAAAGGAAAUGCAAGAUGAAAAAGUGUUUGGAAUGGCUACCUGUUGUUUAGAAAUGGAAAAUGCCAAAGACGUUAUGUGUGACACGAAGAGUCUAGAAGAGUACGAGGGCAAUGAGCGUGUGGAGCACGUGUGUGACCGCGGCGCCUGUGAGGGCAGCAGUCCUAUACCAGGCAUGGAACAACCCUCUCCCCUUUCUCUGCUUCAUAAUGAGAGUGGAGACUCCAAUCCUCAUCAGUUCAUGGACAAUGGUCAAGGAGAGAACAGUACAGUUGAACCAUAUUUAUUAGAUGAAAAUCACGGCGAGCCUUUAGUCCUUCAGGGGGACACCAUGACGCCCAUGGAAGACAAUACGGUGAAGCAACAGAUCUGUCUCUCUCAAGAAACGGUUAAAAGACCACCAAAUGAGGAGGAGUCGGGAUCUAGCGGGGACUCCAGCGAAAAGAAACCCCCACCACAAUUACCCAAACUUCUUAAAAAUAAACCUCUAACGGGUCAAAAGCGUUCCAGACACACCAUGUCACAGAAGAUGCUUUCUGACACCCAAGAGCACAUAGAGUCGAGUAACUCGACGGGCUCGGAGUGCGACGAGGGUCCCCACGCUAAGCGACCGCACCAUCAGAAGCCUCAUAAAAUGCUGAGUAAACCUCGACCGGCAAAGAUGUUACAAAAAGCUCUACAGGAGAGAAACAUCAAACGAACUAAAUUAAUUAAAAGAAAAGAGAGCAACGGCAUAAACGCCAAAGCGCUCCUACACCAUCACCCCACGGCGGACGACAUCUCCAACUUACUCAAGGAAUUUACAGUCGAUUUUAUGCUUAACGGUUACUCCAACUUGCUACAGGGUCUCCGGCUUCAGGUCAUGCUGCCGUAUCAGAUUGACCUGGACAAGUCUCACGUGUUGUGGCUCAUCACCUACUUUCUCCGCUUUGCUGUAGAGUUGGACCUGGAACUGUCUCAGAUAUGUCCAGUUCUCUCUGUGGACGUGGUGUCGUACUUGGUGUAUGAGGGAGUGGUGAUGCAGGAGGAACUGGAGAGAGCCGUGCGUGGUGGGGAGGAGAACCUGCUGCCCCACGUCCGCCGCCUCCAUCUGGUUGUCACCGCCCUCAGAGAGUUCUUUGUGGCCUUUGAUGUUUGCAUGAAGAAGGACCAGAGCUUGUUUGACACGAGGCAUCUCGUGCGGAUUAAAGAUGAUCUCGGACAGUUGGUAGAGGUGCGGCAACUAUUUGUGUUGCUGAUUCGCUUGUACCGGCCGGGGGUGCUGAAUCUCAAUUACCUUCAGGAUUUAAUCACCACCAACCACCGAUUCCUCACCACUCAGGAAGCCAGCAGUCCCACUCUACCAUCCGACCAAGCUUUUGACAUUGUUAACCACAUCAAGCAAUUCGCCACCAUGGACAUUAUGCGUCAGUAUGGACGACUUCUGGAAAACUUCAACAUUAACGAUGAAACGGUGAACGACUGCAUCUUCACCAUGAUGCACCACAUUGCGGGAGACCUGAGGAAUGUUAAUGUGUUACUCCAGCCGGUCAUCCUUAGAGUGUUCUUACGCAUCUGGAAGGAAGGUUUUGAACUCUGUGUGGAUUGGGCCGAUCUGAUUGAGUAUGUCCUGCGCAAGUGCACACGUGUACGCAUGGAACACCCUAACAAGAAAGAGAACAAGGACUCCCAGAAACCAGCUCCAGAACACGCAGGGAUUGAAUUAACGAACGAGGACCUGGAUCAGCUAUAUACCCUGUACUCCACCUCCACCAGUGAGCAGGACCUGAUGGAUAAGAUCAAGGAGAUAUGCUGUGAUGAUUCUAUUGAGGAGCCCAUCAAGAAGGAGGUAAUCCAGAAGUUACUGGCCCGAGGCUUCAUCACCACAAGUGAAUGUUCUAAACUCUGUGCAGAGAUUCCCACCGUUGAACCCCGGGCGAACAAAUCUGAGGGAGAAAUCAGUCUGGAGUGUGACGUGAUGCUGGUCAGUAGUGACUCCGAGGACUCUGUGGACGACCCUCACACACUCAAGUUAUUUAAGAAGAAGAACUCAGACAAGAGCCCCAGUCUCAAGGUGAAGAGCAUAGACUCCACUAUAAAUUACCUACAGAAACAAGAGAUAAAGAUUAUUCUGGAUAACAAGGAUUCCUGCGACCAUGGACAAGUGUCUGAUAAAGCUGAAGGCAGUGUGGAAGGUAACAUGACCAGCACCGAGGACAGCACAGACUGGGACGACAGUGCAACUAUAGCCUACCUUAUUGAUAAACUUAAAGAAGAAGGAUAUGGGAGUCAAGUGUUGUGGCUGCAGUUGCAGCUUCUAGAAGCAUGUUACUCAAAAGUCAAGUUUAUGGGCCAAGAUGCACCCAAGUCUGAACCUGUCACCUGCCACUUUACCUUAUCAAACCAGUCCAUACCCAUAAUACCAUGGACGGGAGACCAGGAGGAAGCCUUCAGCUCACCAACGUUUCGUCAUCUUCUUGGGGAACUGGGUUUCCAUCUUCCCUCCGACACGGGCAAAAUAUUUCCCAGAAUCCCCCACUUCUGGUGCCCGGAUGUUCUGUUCAUGGUCGCCAAACGUCUUGGACCCAUUCCAUCAAGUACCCUGAAGGUGUCUGUUGAGCGGAUUCAGGAGAUGAUGCAACAGAUGCGAUCGAUGUCUCUCACUGUUGCCCACAGACCCCUUGGCAUUCAAGGUGAAGACUCGUAUGUUGUUAAAGGAACUUCAUCCCUCGACUGUGAUGAUUCAUUUGAGAGGGUCAGCGACUGCUCCAUGGAAAACAAUCGUUCCAGUCCCUCCUCGCCGGUUUCGUCAGUAGACGAGAAGCUUACGUUACUUCACGAUGACGAAUCUUCAAACAUCAGUCUGCCUGCCCAAAGAACCCCUGUGGCUGGUUUGAUGGUAUCUCCAGCAGGCCUUCAACCUGGGAGGCUGACAGAAAUGAGUCCUAACAGCUGUAUAUUUCUCAAGUUGCCAGAAGCAGAGACUCCAAGUGGACACUAUGAGUUAGAUAUCUUAAUGGUAUCCGACCACGAGGAAGCAUUCGAUACCUCAUAGUUAUAACUCCUGGGACCCUAAAGCAGUGAUCACAGAAAGAUUACUAAAACUUUAAGAAAAUUCAGCAUUUAAACUCAUUAUGAAGCUUAUUGUAAAUAUACUGUACAUUUAAAUGGGAAAGCUGUUAGACAAAAAGAGUUUAAAUUUAUAAAUGGAGGAGUUGUCUUUGCAGGUGAAUUAUAUUUUUUUAGUAUGAGAUACAUGUCCUGUACAUUAAUUGUAUAAAUGUAGUAUGUAAUUAUUUAAGAAAAAGUUAUAUUUUUAACAAAUGAUGCCACAGCUUUUAGUCUACAGCUGUUCACAAAUGCCACUUACUAGAUUCAUUCAUGUUCAUUAACAAUGUGUUAGACCUUACUGUUGAUGUAGAACUGCCAAUACCUCUUAAAUUGUAUAUAUUAUUUAAGCAUAACAUUCCUUGACCCCAGCAUUAGUUUAUUGGAGCAUUAUGUUCCUCAGUACAAAUAGUUGAUAUAUAAUUCAAAAUCAUGUAUUAACGCUGGUCUCACAAAAGUAUGUAUUUUCACUUAAUGUAGAUAUGAAAUAAACUUGUUAUAAUGGUUGGAUAAUUUGUGAAGUUAUUCAUCAUUGUAUGUUCUCUAAGUGAAGAGAAGGUACUGAAGUUGCAAACUGGAUACUGGAGACAUCUUGUUUGAUGCCUGGAUCUGUGGAUCCUAUUUUCUAGUCUUAAAAAUCAACCUCAGUGUGAAGCUCAAAUUAAGACUUAUGUAAUAGCAUUUUCAUUGCAGAUAGAUUUUAUAUGGAUCAAUAUUAUAUUGAUUAGAUUGUCGAAGUUUAGUGUAAGAAGCUGUUCUUCUGUCAGUAAAGUUUUAUAGUAUAA